Messenger RNA from Paramecium sonneborni, 538 nucleotides. The record is from the annotation of a GenBank genome assembly. NCBI's taxonomy places the organism in Eukaryota, Ciliophora, Oligohymenophorea, Peniculida, Parameciidae.
AUGAAAUAGAAGAAUUAUGAUGAAGAUAUUCGAUUCAAAGUAAGAUAAAGAUAUGCAACAAUAUCUGAUUGGAUGUCAAAAACUAUUGAUUCUGAAAGGGUACCUGAAGUGAAAGCUAGAUCUCAAUGCAAUGCAGCUAUUAAAAUUCAAAAACCUGCAAUCAUUUCACUCCAGUAUCCUUAUCAAUUCUACAACUAGGGCUAAAAGCAUUGAUACAGUAUUGAAUCGUAAAGCAAGACUUUCUGUGUCUUAAUAAGCAUCAACUUUGCAAUCAUAAAAAGUUUAUAGAAAAUUAAUUGAUCCUAAUUUAAUCAUAAGAUCAAUAGAUUAUUCAGAAUUAGGAGAUUCUCCAACAAAAACAAAAAAGAAGAAUCCUUUUUAAAAUAAAAGACUUAAUAGAUAAUUUUAGGCUAUUUAUAAUAAAAUGUAGCUGAUUUUGGAUUCAUAUAAUAGUAGAGAGAGAAUUCUUUUGCAAUAUAUAGCUAAACUAUAAAAAGAAAUAGUAAUUCUUAAAUAAGGGCACAUUUAAACUAUUUGA